Molecule: messenger RNA, 1933 nt
Organism: Frankliniella occidentalis (western flower thrips)
Lineage: Eukaryota; Metazoa; Arthropoda; Insecta; Thysanoptera; Thripidae
Exons: 3
Coding region: 486-1688 (400 amino acids)
Source: RefSeq, a predicted model, not a curated record
CUCCUCAGUCGGCCGCUGGCUCUCGGCUCCGCUGCACGCCCGCGCUUCUCACCUGCUCUGCUGCCGCCGCGGCUCCGCGCCCCGCUCCGCCCGCCGCGCGCCGACCGUUCCCGUUGUUUGGCGCGCAACACCCAACCGUGCGGGUGGUCAGUGACUCCCCCGCACCGGCACCGGCCGGGGUAUACAGAGGAUAUCCGAGUGCGACCCUGCGAGCGUGUGCGGAAGAGUGCGAUACUGUGCGAGUGCUUUAAGUGUGUGAGUGUGUGCGUACCUGCGACAAGUGGAGAGAGAUGGGACUAAGCCGAGGAUAGCGUUAAAACGAGCCAGGCCCUGCUGGCCAGGAGCCCGGCGCGGCCGGGGGAUGCGGGGGCCGCGGCCGAGCGCACCUCCCGCACCACCAACACCACCACCAGCAACAACAACGCCGUCACCGUCACUGCAGCCCCGUGACCACCACCACCGUGGGGCCGUCUAAAACCGCAGCCAUGGAGGCGAUGCAGGCCGCGCAGCACGUCUACGUGGUGAAGGUGCGCGCCCUGCCGGACCCGGCGCUGCAGUUCCCCUCCGAGCGGCGCUACUCGGCGUUGACGGUGGCGGGGCUGGCCGCCGGCCACGCGCUGCUGGGCGGCGUGGCGCUGCUGCUGGGGCUGCUGGCCCUGUCCUGGGACCCCUCGGACCCGGAGGGCCCUGAGGGCUACGCCUGGUGCGGCCACCUGGGCGCGGGGCUGUGGCUCGGCGCUGCGUCGCUGCAGGCCGCGGCCUGCGGGGUGCUGGCCUGGCGCCGCUGGUACGAAGACCGCUACAUCGCCUGGUUCUUCCGCUCGUCGCUGCUGGCUGCCCUGGUGGCCGGCGCGGGCCUCGUCCUCACGGCGGCCGCGCUGGUGCACCUGCACGAGGGCGUCCUCGCCCUGCCCGAGCCCUACGAGCCCGCCGCCCCAGGACCGGCGGCCGCCGACGAGGGCAGCGGCGGCGGCUCGUCCUGGCUCGACCUGGUGGACCUGGCCGACUCCAACAGCAGCACGAUCAGCAGCGGGGGCGUCUUCUCCGAUCUCGUCCGGGACCAGGAUCACGACCUCGUCGCCGCCGACUCGACGCGACACGAGGACCUGGCCUCCAGACAAGUCGCGCACGAGGACGGCCUGCACGCCCUCCCCGAGGUGUCGGAGUGGUCGGUGCUGCGCUGGGUUCCCGUCCCACUGCCACCCCGCGCCUCGGCCCAAGUCCGGGCGCUGGUGGCGGUCAACGUGAUGGUGGCAUGCUUCCUGGAGCUCCUGUGGUCCCUCCUGGGCGCGCGCCUGGCCUGGCGUGGCAUGCAAGCCACCGACGUGGACAUCGCCCAGCCCCAGGGCCAGGGCCUCACACCGGCAGCUCCAGCCCAACCACGCUCGACGCCCGACCUGGAGCGAGGUGCUGCCGACGGGAAGGUAGACGUGGACACGGACCAGUCGGCGAACCUCUCCGACGGGGAGUUGAAAGUGUCCAGGGACGAGAGUGGCAAUCUGAGGAGGAAGAAGAAGCAAACCAAAAGUGUGGAAGACGGCGCUAGUCUGCAGAGGCGUCGGCGCGCCCCCGAGCUCCCCAUCCUGGCCCUGGAGCAGCGCACCAUGAACCUGGAGGAGCGUGUGGCCAGGCUACUCGGAGCCGAGCAGACCGUAGGCGUAGGCCUACAGAACAUGCCUCAGAGCUGAAGUAAGCGCGCACGCCAGGCGCCCACAAUACCUCAACAAAAGUUACCAAUGAGACUGAUAUCUGGCUUCCGAGGAGUGCCAGCUGCAAUCAUACCAAUAGCGGGUAUACCCCGUCAAUGAAACAUAUCUUUAGAAUUAGAGGACAAUAUCGUACAAUUUGAAGUAUUAAAUGGGACCUUUUCUAUCUCUCCCAAUGAAGGGAAGGGCCUGCAAAAAAAUAAUAACUCAGUUGUGCUGUGGUUGAA